UAGGGGAGCUGCUCGAGCGCUCAUCAACAGCUACAGUAGCUAACAGCUGAAAACUGAAAAAGCCCAGUUUGAGUUCUGAACAGUAAGCUGGCGGCCAGGGCCAGCGGUCACGCGUGCCGGGGACGAGGCCCUAGGGGCAAGCGCCGCGACGCACAUGCCCGCCGGCUGCGGCGCGGCAGCCUUGUGAUGCCGAUCGCCGAGGGCGGCGGCCGGCUGCGGCCUACGGGGCGCCGCGUGUGGUGGGGCGACGUCGGCGGCAGGCGAGUCCAAAUGGGGAUGGCGAUGAGGGGAAUGCGGCAGUGGCUGAUCGGUGAAGAGGCAGAAUGGUGAGAAAUUGAGGUGGUCACUUGGUUCUUCACCUUCCCUCCCACCCAACAUUAAAUUGAAGCUACAGACUGAAAUCUAUGUAUAGUCCUUUUGAGGUGACUGUGAUGUCUGGAAUCAAAUGGGAUCUUGACACUUAGUCAGAGCUACUAUAUUGGCGGAUUCUGCAUAUUACUGAUGAGAUCUUUGGUGAUAGUACCCAAUAUAUGAGCCGUUUGCAGUUCUGCCCAAGAACUGGUGUCACAGGGGGCUUCAAGUUUGGGAAGAGAAUGCCUAGCGAAUUAGUGAUUGAUUGAAGGGCAACGCAAGUGUAUCAGUUCAGAAUUGCAGUUGUUGCGAGUGGUGCUUUCAUGCUUUCUGUGUUGUGUCUGGUUGUAAUCUGGAGGGGUUUGAUGGGGAGUGAUAACUGUGAUUUGAUGAUUUUGUUCUCUUAAUUUUUAUUCCAGUAACCUCGCUGCAGGCAGUUACCAUCAAUGUGAAUGCGUGGAGUGAUGCUGGACAUGCUGUGAAUCAUCUGUAUGAUAUACUCUAUAUGAUGGGCCGUGAUGACAUUCCGGUUGGUGUCGGUGGUGAUGGUGGAAUAUCAGACUCUGGCACCAUUUAUCGAAACGUCGGUGGUUAUUUACCAUUGAUUGAUCAGGGCAUGACAACUGUCGGAGACUGCCGGUACAGGCAAGCUAUUCCACUAGAAGGUGGUGGACGACUGGAUGUCGACACAAACUUUGGGAUCAGAAGGGGGUUCCUUCCACAGGGUCACAGAAGAUAUACUCCACUUCAGCAACCUACAGCACAGCAAGUAAUGAUAGAGACAAUAUCUGCAGGCCCUACAACUGUCAUUAUCACAGGAUCACAUACAAACUUCGCAAUUUUUCUCAUGACAUUUCCACACCUGAAAAGAAACGUGGAGCAUAUAUACAUUAUGGGUGGUGGCGUGAGAUCGAAGAACCCUACAGGUUGCUGUCCAAAAAAUGCUACCACAUCUUGCAUGCCACAGCAGUGUGGUGACCAUGGUAACUUGUUUACUAGUUACACUACGAACCCGAAUGCAGAAUUCAACAUAUUCGGAGAUCCUUUUGCUGCAUACCAGGUGUUCCAUUCUGGCAUUCCAAUCACCCUUGUCCCUCUUGAUGCGACCAAUACAAUUCCAAUCAACGAAGAAUUCUUCCAUGAAUUCCAACAUCAUCAGAGUACGUAUGAGGCACAAUACUGUUUCAAGUCUCUAAAGAUGGCUCGAGACACUUGGUUCAAUGAUCAAUUCUAUACCAGCUAUUUUAUGUGGGAUUCCUUUACUUCUGGUGUUGCCAUAUCUAGCUUGCGCAAUGACAAGAAUGGCGAAUUUGGAAAUGAUUUUGCUCAGCUUGAAUAUAUGAACAUCACAGUAAUAACUUCAAACAAACCAUAUGGUGUGCAUGAUGGCUCAAACCCAUUAUUUGAUGGUCACACAACUCCAAAGUUUGGUCUUAAAAAAGGCGAAGUACAUAGCGGUCAUGUUCAAACUGGAGUUACAGAUAGCUUCUGUCAUGUCAAGGGAAGUAAGAAAGGAAGAUGCGAGGAUGGAUACACUAAGGAAAUAUCUGGUCCAGAAGCAGUCCAGAUUCGUGUUGCCACAAAGGCUAAACCAAAUGCGGAUAAGAAUAGCCCUCUGGACAGGGAGUUUUUCAAGAGCUUCCUAGAGGCACUAAACCUCCGGGAGAACUCUGGCCGUUUCGACAUUAAGGCUCAAUUUCCAUUUUACCGAGAGGUUUUUUACAAGCCAGACUUCAGAAACAAAAAAAUGGGGAGACCUGUUAUUUUUGACAUGGAUAUGAGUCCUGGAGAUUUUUUAUCCCUUAUAUACCUCUUGAAGGCACCUACUGAAGAAGUAGAUUUAAAGGGAAUUUUGGUCAGUGGCAAUGGUUGGGCCAAUGUCGCAAGCAUUGAUAUCAUUUAUGACAUUUUACAUAUGAUGGGCCGUGAUGACAUUCCUGUUGGCCGUGGUAAUACAACCGCAUUAGGCACUCCAACUCUUGGUUGCAAGUAUGUCAGUGUUAUUCCCCAAGGCAGUGGUGGACUUAUUGACUCUGACACUCUCUAUGGACUAGCUCGAUCAUUGCCAAGAAGCCCUAGAAGUUAUACCGCUGAAAAUUCGGUAGAACAUGGUGCUCCCAGAAAUACUGAUCAUCCAGAACUUCGGCAGCCAUUGGCUUUUGAAGUUUGGCAGUUUAUAAAAGAGCAGCUUGAUCCAAGUGAGAAGAUCACUAUUCUUACCAAUGGACCUCUUACAAAUUUGGCAAAUAUCAUGCUCUCUGAUAGCAAUGCAAGUUCUGUAAUAGAGAGUGUUUACAUUGUUGGAGGACAUAUCAGAGAUGAAAAUGAUUCAAAGGGAAACGUGUUUACUGUUCCAUCAAAUAGAUAUGCAGAGUUUAAUAUGUUUCUUGAUCCUCUAGCUGCGAAAACAGUCCUGGAGUCCAGUCUGGAUAUCACACUGAUUCCUCUUAGCUCUCAAAGAAAAGCUGCUUCGUUUCAGGCUAUCCUUCAAGCUCUAAAGCACACUGAUCACACUCCAGAAUCAAGUUUUGUCCACCGCUUGUUGUUGUUGAUACAUGACCUUCAGCACAAGCAUCAGGUGUAUCACCAUAUGGAUAUAUUUCUGGGAGAAGUUCUUGGUGCUGUUUACUUGGUGGAAGGACUUAAUAUGAGACCAUCAUUACAAUCAAAGCCAAUAAGCGUUGUUGCCAACAGCACAACAAGAACGGAUGGGCAGAUUGUUGUCAACAAGCAGAGUGCAAAUUCAGUAAAAGUAUUAGUCGAUUGGAGCAUUGAAGAAUAUUACAAUCGAGUUGCCAAUUCUUUACGCAACAAAGAGCAAUCUGCCGUUAUUGGUAGUUUUGCAGAACAAAGCGCAAUCUGGAGCAGGCCACCUGAGAAAUUGGGGGCAUGAACAUAAAGGAUAGCUUUUAUGUAUAAAAUGCUGCUGUAACACAAACCAUUCAGUUUUUCCAGAGUAGAUGUUAUGGUCGGCAAGAAGUAUAGUAUGCGCAGGCAGCAGCAGUCCUUCAAUUCGGUUUGUUUAGAUAGAAUCCAAUUCAGUUUGUUUAGAUGGAGUCCGGUUCGGUUUAGAUAAAUCCAGAUCAGUUUAUCUCUUAGUCAGGAUUGUUUGAGCCGGUUUGGUCUGUUUAGUAGGAGUUGGUUUAGGAUUCUAUCAGCUAGCCGGCUAUAUAUAGUUGGCAAUAGCCUGUAUUAGAAAUUAAGGAAAAUAAGGAGUCUCUUUAUAUCUUUA
This is a messenger RNA of Phragmites australis (common reed), 3583 nucleotides long. RefSeq names its product nucleoside hydrolase 3. The coding region runs from base 857 to 3244 and encodes 795 amino acids. The transcript is spliced from 12 exons. Gene Ontology annotation, molecular function: hydrolase activity, hydrolyzing N-glycosyl compounds. The record is from RefSeq and is a predicted model, not a curated record. Lineage: Eukaryota; Viridiplantae; Streptophyta; Magnoliopsida; Poales; Poaceae.